AUUCUAGAACUAGCGUUGCCAUUUCUAGGCUUCUGUUGAGAGCUGUGUGACAGUGAAAAAGCUGCACGGCUGCUUGGUCUUGAACUAGCGCUAAUACCUUAUCGUUUUCUGAUCAAUUGGAAGAGGCAUUGCCGUUUCGACUCUAUCUCUCGCUUUUCGGUCUCUAUCUAAUUGUUUCUUAUUCCUCUGCAAGAAAUGUCGGUUGUUGGGCGGAGAGGAAUUCAUUACUUGCAGAAACUAAAAGCUGCGAACAUCCCUGCUGAGUUGAUAGAGAAGGGCCAAAAUCGCGUUAUUGAUGCUUCUCUUACUCUUAUUCGUGAGAGAGCGAAGCUUAAGGGAGAGCUUGUGCGUGCUCUAGGAGGUGUUGUGGCAUCAUCGUCCCUUCUUGGAGUUCCUCUGGGGCAUAACUCAUCAUUUCUUCAGGGCCCAGCAUUUGCUCCUCCUCGAAUUAGGGAGGCUAUCUGGUGUGGUAGCACUAACUCAUCAACUGAAGAAGGGAAAGAAUUGAAUGAUCCCCGUGUUCUAACUGAUGUUGGUGAUGUCCCUGUCCAAGAAAUUCGAGAUUGUGGUGUAGAUGAUGACAGAUUGAUGAAUGUUAUAAGCGAGUCUGUCAAGCUGGUGAUGGAAGAGGAUCCAUUACGUCCGUUAGUUUUAGGUGGUGAUCAUUCAAUAUCUUUUCCUGUGGUACGAGCUGUCUCUGAGAAGCUUGGCGGACCUGUUGAUAUUCUUCAUCUGGAUGCACAUCCAGAUAUCUAUCAUGCCUUUGAAGGAAAUAUAUAUUCUCAUGCAUCAUCAUUUGCCCGAAUAAUGGAAGGAGGUUAUGCACGAAGGCUCUUGCAAGUAGGUAUCAGAUCAAUAACAGAAGAAGGCCGUGAGCAGGGCAAAAGGUUUGGAGUGGAGCAAUUUGAAAUGCGAACCUUCUCCAGAGAUCGCCAGCUCUUGGAAAAUCUGAAAUUAGGGGAAGGUGUAAAGGGUGUUUAUAUCUCGAUAGAUGUGGACUGCCUUGACCCUGCUUUUGCUCCUGGUGUAUCUCACAUUGAGCCUGGUGGUCUUUCUUUCCGUGAUGUUCUCAACAUCCUCCACAGCCUUCAAGCUGAUGUCGUUGCAGCUGAUGUGGUUGAAUUCAAUCCACAGCGUGACACUGUUGAUGGGAUGACUGCAAUGGUUGCUGCCAAGCUGGUACGAGAACUAACUGCAAAGAUAUCCAAAUGAGAACUUUUUCAAAUUGGUUUCCUUGGUGCUCCUGGAACCGGUGUUGCCUGUCUUCCAACAUUAGCAUAGUUUUUCCUCAGUAGCCGUGGAGGGCUUCUCUAAGGAAAUAUGAAAUAUUUUGUUCAAACCCCCUUCCGAGAGAGAGAGAGAGAGAGUAAUAAUAGUGAUCCGAUGCUUGGAUUGGGUGUUGUUUGUAGCCUAUCUCAUGCCCAAGAAUGAGAAGACAAUUUUUACCAAGUUCUGUGUUGUUGCAUCCCUGAAUCUGCAUGAAAUAAUCGUUAAAGCUUGCUUUCUAUCA
This is a messenger RNA of Hevea brasiliensis (rubber tree), 1510 nucleotides long. RefSeq names its product arginase 1, mitochondrial. Lineage: Eukaryota; Viridiplantae; Streptophyta; Magnoliopsida; Malpighiales; Euphorbiaceae. Gene Ontology annotation, molecular function: agmatinase activity; metal ion binding. The record is from RefSeq and is a predicted model, not a curated record. The transcript is spliced from 7 exons. Bases 196 to 1212 code for a protein of 338 amino acids.